Messenger RNA from Patiria miniata (bat star), 2691 nucleotides. Its product is annotated as CMP-N-acetylneuraminate-poly-alpha-2,8-sialyltransferase-like. Lineage: Eukaryota; Metazoa; Echinodermata; Asteroidea; Valvatida; Asterinidae. The transcript has 8 exons. The record is from RefSeq and is a predicted model, not a curated record. The coding region runs from base 467 to 1837 and encodes 456 amino acids. Gene Ontology annotation, molecular function: alpha-N-acetylneuraminate alpha-2,8-sialyltransferase activity. Gene Ontology annotation, biological process: oligosaccharide metabolic process; N-glycan processing.
ACGAGCGAACACUCGCACCUGUAUUAUUGAGCAAGGUUACCUUUCCCUUGUCUUAAUUUUGUGAACAAAAAUAGGCCACUUGGUGUUUCCCAUAGAUGUAUCCACUUCAAAUAGAGCCCCCUACUGUGUCCGCCAUUUUUCAAAAAAAUGCUAUAUAAUAAGGCUGUUGUAAAACGAGUGAUACAUGCUAUGCAAAAUAUCGUGCUGAAAUCAGCAUCACGUGAUCGCAAUAUCCAUUUUGAAAAAGACAAGUUGUGCAGCAUGCAGGCCUAGCUACCACAUGCACAGGCGGAACGCAUAUAUCACCUAAGGUAAUCUUCGAUAAGACAAUGUGUCUUGUUUGCACUAGCCAUCUGCACAGUUUGCAAAGAUGAUGUAAAGGCCGUUCACGCUUUCAACACUGAGUGCAAAAAAGGUAACAGGUAUACACAAAGGUGUGUUGCUGUGAAAGGCAGCCGGAUCGAUCAUGGCGCCUACGAGAACCGGACAGUCCUCCACCGCCCAGCUCUCCGUGGCCCGUUGGGUAGCGCAGCGGCUCGGCGGCUUGACCUGCCGGUGCCUGCUCCGCAACAAAUUCUUCCUGCUUGCCUUGGCGGUGUUCGGCAUGACGCUGGUGCUGUUACGGAGCAGCAUCGUCGACGUCGCUGACGAGGCUGGCGACGGGUUCCCGGUGUGGAGGGAGCGGGGGAUGGACGCUCGAGUCACGCCGAUCUCUCAGGACAUUCACGGCGUCAGAAAUGAAUCGAAGAUUAAGAUUGUCAUCACCUCAGCACCCGUCAACGACUCGCAGUCAAAGCCCACGCAAAGACCCACGAAGCCCCAACCUAAAUCGGCACCGAGCCCUCCUAAAAAAGCAGCUGUAUAUGACAGGCGGAAACCCAACUUCACUGAGGAAAUCAACUACUUCGCAAACAUAUACAACAACAGCCUUCCGGACGGUGACAAGUUUUUCGAGUACGCGGCCAGGGUUAUCAAGCGCGCAUGGAAGCCCAACCCCAAGAAUACAGAGACAUUUAGGAAGGAUAUACGUGCAGCGCUGGGCGAAGUGGGCAGGAGUCAGAAUGUUUACCUGACGAAGGACAACACGCCGGAAGGAUCCACGAUGAUUUACUACAUGGCCGGCAAGCCCUCUAAAAUAGCCAAUCACAUCUGGUCGAUGCUACCAGAUAAUUCCGUGUUUCAGCCGAAUCGGUUCAAAGUCUGUAGCGUGAUCGGGUCCAGUGGCAUUCUCAAGGGAUCACGGUGCGGGGCAGAGAUAGACAAAUCAGAUUUCGUCUUCAGGUUUAACUUGGCCCCCGUGCGAGGAUUUGAGGUCGACGUGGGGAGGAAGACGAAUUUCACGACGCUGAACCCAACGUUUAUCAUGAAGAAAGUAAAUUCCAUCAAGACUAAAGAGGACGAAGCGAAGAUGAUCGACGAGUUGCGACAGUUCCAGGAGAGUUACAUGUACUUACCGGGCUUCGCCGUCAGCGGGAGCCUGCGGCUUUUGGUCAAGAUUGCCGGCGUGGCAAUGCGGGCCAACGUGACCAAGCCGGUCUACGGCAGCCCGGACCACUUCCUCGUGGUAGCCAACCUCUGGAGAAAGACGCUGGAUACCGAAUUGAAAUGGCCGUCGACGGGUCUCUACGCUGUGUCUUCUCUCUUUGAUGCCUGCGACCGGAUUCACGUCUACGGUUUCUGGCCUUUCCCAAAGUCUGUCGGUGGGAAAGCGGUCCCAUACCACUACAAUAAUAACGUCAAACCAACUAAGGUGCACAACUUUGACAAGGAAUUCAAGACCCUGUUGAUGCUGCACGAAAAGGGAAUCAUCAAUUUGCACUUGCAGUCGUGCAAGUGAUGGGAUGAAUGGUCUUGCCUCAAAUCUCGAAGAGCAAGUUCGAUCAAGGGCAGUUGGCUUUUUACCAGUGGUUGACUCGUGACGCACCUUGCGCCUGCGUCAUCGCGAAACCACCGGUCCCUGGCUUUCACGCAUCUGUACACUGCGAUACGAGCAGCAGGCAGAUAACCAUCGUAAAAGUCAAGUCCAAGCGUCGUCGACUCGCUUGCGUUCGAGGAGGUUAAGGCGAACUUUGUCUAUAGCCGUAUAGUUUUUGAUCGAAGUUGCUCUUGGAUUUGAAAGCAAAACAAUUUAUGCCAUGUUUUGGAGGAGGUUCAGUCUUGGGUGAAGAGAUUCCGUCUUGGGUAAAGUUCGAAACUUUAACAGUUUGGUGGGGGGGGGAAAAGAGAGAAAACAGGAAACGAAAAUGACGUCUUCAUAUCCAUGAGAGCACUGUGACUUUUGUCGCGCAUAACGCGCGUAUGCGUGUGACAACUGCCGUCAAAAUGGCUGCCCAUGGGUGAAUCUUGCCUAUGAGAGAUCUUCGCGUGAGGGUCAUGUAAAUUAGCGUUACUUGUAAACAAAAAAUGGCCCUACACAACUAUCAUGAAUGGUGAUAUGGGAACUAGUUUGGAUUGAUUUGGACCGAAUGGUUGAUGCUGUGUGUUCUUUAACUGAAAUAUUUGUUUUUCCUUAACAACUCAUUUUCAUUCUGUUUGCAUUUGAGGUGACUUAAACAUAUCUUCAGGGUAUUUAAAAAGUGGUGGUAUGUCAGAGCAAUAGGUUAUUAAAUUUAUUAUAUAUUAUGACACAUAGGCUUAGUGUCUUCUUUGCAGGGUUUUUUUAAUGGAAAUAAAGCCAUACAAUGUGGUAAA